AUGAAUCGGCUUUUUGUCAUCGUAAUUUUGAGUUUUGUAAGUUGAAAUCGCUUUUAAAACACAUCGGAAUUCAAUAUCGUGUUAAUUGAGUGGAAUUUCAGCUGGUAGCGUCAACAAUGGGCAAGCCAAACUGCCCUGAAAAUAGCAUCUUCACACCGUGUGGACCCGCUUGUCCCUUGACUUGUGAGGAUCUGGUGGAAAAGGUGGAUCCGAAAACACGAGGAUGCAUUCAAGUAUGCAUUGAGGGUUGUGAAUGCAACAAAGGCUUUGCAUUGUUUGAAAACAAAUGCGUCAAACAAGAGACUUGUUCGCAACUGGGUAAGACCAUGUGCAAUAUCAAAAAAAUCCUGUUUCUAGUUCCAAUUCAGCGAAUUCCUUUCAUAAACAGUAAUUAGAAGCCUUUUCUGACAUUUUGAUUAGCCUUUGGCUUCAAUUUUUCUAAUGGUAACUUCACAAUUACAGUAAUCCAGAUCAAGUGUAAUAUCAAAAAGAUCAAAUUUUAAAUUCGAAUUUGGUGUGAUCCUUUUUUAAAAAGCAAUUAGAUGCCUUUUCUGUCAUUUUGAUUACCUUUUGGCUUCAAUUUUUCUAAUGGUAACUUCACAAUUACAGUAAUCCUGAUCUAGUGUAAUAUCAAAAAAAACCUAUUUUUAGUUCGAAUUCAGCAAAUUCCUUUUAAAUACAGCAAUUAGAAAUCUUCUUUGGUCCUUCAAUUUACUUUAAUCAUCAUUUUUUCCUACUGUAACUUCCAAAAUCGCAGUAAUCCAAAAAAAUCUUGCCUAACGUAAUAUAUUUCAGUUAAGAAGAGCGAAUAA
Messenger RNA from Bursaphelenchus xylophilus (pine wood nematode), 812 nucleotides. NCBI's taxonomy places the organism in Eukaryota, Metazoa, Nematoda, Chromadorea, Rhabditida, Aphelenchoididae. The record is from the annotation of a GenBank genome assembly.